AGUGGGAGAGUGGUGGCGAGCGCUGCGUGACUGUGGCGAGGUACAUGGAGCUGGAAAUAGACGUGGAGAGCUUGGAAGAGGAGUUGUCCGACUCUCCCGGGGCUGUUGUCCCGGGACAGGGAGGCGAUGGCCCUCCCGCAGACAGCGACAAGAAAGAGCCAGGCCCGGGCGAUCAGAGGAAGCUCAGCCGCACCCCCAAGUGUGCCCGCUGCAGGAACCACGGCGUGGUGUCGUGCCUGAAAGGCCACAAGCGGUUCUGCCGCUGGAGGGACUGUCAGUGCGCCAACUGCCUGCUGGUGGUGGAGAGGCAGAGGGUGAUGGCAGCUCAGGUGGCGCUGAGGAGGCAGCAGGCAACCGAGGAUAAGAAAGGACUGUCGGGGAAACAUAACCUGGCCGAGCGCAGGGCUGCGUAUCAGAGGCAUGUGAGAACCCCCAGCCUCCUGGCCAAGAGCAUCCUGGAAGGCUACCGUCCAGCCCAGACUGACCCUUAUUUGGGAGGAAACACACCCUUGCCCCCUCCUGUUAGUGACAGGAUGAGGAAGCGGAGAGCCUUUGCCGACAAAGAGCUGGAGAGCAUCAUGAUGGAGAGAGAGUACAAGGAGAGAGAGAUGAUCGAGGCCGCCCAAGCUGCCGCCGCUGCUUUUUUCCUUCCAAACGGCAUGGUCCAUGCGGCAGAGUAUAACUCCUGCAAGUCUAACUACAGCACCCAGGGGAUGGACAGACCCUCCAAGGAGAUCUCACAGCAUUGCAAUUUCAUCCCCUCUUGCCUCGACCUCACCAUGCAGUACUCGGGUUCCGACAGAGCCGUGGAGCUCAUCUCUUCCAACGUCAGUGUGGCCACCACCUACAGGCAAUAUCCCCUGACCCCAAGGCUGAUGGUUUGGCCAAAGUGUGGGGCUAUCAGCGAUGCUCUCCUGUACCAGCAAUACCUGCUGAACGCAGGCGGCGCCAUGCACACCCUGAAGCCCGAGCUUGUUUGGGACGCUAAGGGCAGCCCUGUGCAGGACAGCCACCUGGCCAGUGGAGGCCUGGAGUCACCCAAGAGGCAAGUGAGGGAAAUGCAACAGGCUGUAGGCGAAAUGGGGGGAAGAAACAACCCCCAAAGGCAGGAGAUGCCAUGUGAAGGAUCAGCCUUUUCCCCGCCGAAGCGCGACUCACCAGUGCCAACACCAACGCAGAUCAGCAAGGAGAACUGGCUGCAGCCGCCUCAUACCAAUACAGCAGGAAACACCCCAAUAAUAAAGACUGCCCCAGGGAAAGAUGCCUUCCAGGAGGCGGCCAGGACACACAGGGAACACGCCAUGAAGGAAAACCAGAUCCGCAGGCAUCCUGCUGACCGCUACACAAACACAAACAAUCUGGUGGCCUCCAAGCAAAUUGGCACCAAAACCUCGCCUCCUGACUCACUCUCCUUUUCCGUCGAGUCCAUUCUCAAAAGACCUUCGCCUUUCCUCACCCGCACAUACCAGUAAUCGCCUUAAUGCAUCUUUAUAAACAGUAAAACCUGUGUAAUUCUGAUCUGUAUGAAUCAUAUAAUCGCCUAAAUGGUACAUCUGCCCAAGUCCUGUCCAACAGUUUAUAUUCUAUGCAAGUUUGACAUAACUCAUACUUUGCAUAAGUCAUACUAAAUGUAUGUUCCCAGCUGAUACGACUUAAGUGAGGUUUGCUGUACCUUUUAGAAUGAUUUAUGAUUUGUUCAGGUAUAUUUUCGACAGGGGAGGGGAGUGUGGGGACCAUUCAAAGCCAGGCUGCCUUUUGUAUAAAUGUAUUCUUGAUGUAAAUGUUUCAGGCAUUAUUACUUUGUACAGAUGUUGUUAGCAUGACUUUGUUUCCAGUGAGAGUAUAUUUAAAGCCCCCCCCUCAUACUGUAUAAUUGAGUUGUCAGAAUACUGCUAACUAUCAAAUGUUAUUUUAUGCACUGAAAUGCAAGUGUAUGCCUAAAAUAAAGAGAAACUUCAGGACAA
This is a messenger RNA of Callorhinchus milii (elephant shark), 1964 nucleotides long. RefSeq names its product doublesex and mab-3 related transcription factor 2a (gene dmrt2a). The record is from RefSeq and is a predicted model, not a curated record. NCBI's taxonomy places the organism in Eukaryota, Metazoa, Chordata, Chondrichthyes, Chimaeriformes, Callorhinchidae. Gene Ontology annotation, molecular function: RNA polymerase II cis-regulatory region sequence-specific DNA binding; DNA-binding transcription factor activity, RNA polymerase II-specific. Gene Ontology annotation, cellular component: nucleus. Gene Ontology annotation, biological process: regulation of transcription by RNA polymerase II; sex differentiation. The transcript has 3 exons. Bases 45 to 1472 code for a protein of 475 amino acids.